Messenger RNA from Athalia rosae (coleseed sawfly), 826 nucleotides. RefSeq lists its product as uncharacterized. NCBI's taxonomy places the organism in Eukaryota, Metazoa, Arthropoda, Insecta, Hymenoptera, Athaliidae. Bases 155 to 694 code for a protein of 179 amino acids. The record is from RefSeq and is a predicted model, not a curated record. The transcript has 4 exons.
GUAGUAAUUGGCGGAAUUGAGUUAUGUGCGUUUAUUGCUAGUCGCUACGUCAUAGUUUGUGCAUAAUGCAGUGUUUUCAAACGCUUCACUCUGCGUGAUUAUUUUCAUUCAUUUGAUUUUUCCGUAUUUCACUAGCGAUAAUCAAAGUAGAAACAUGUGCUUGCUUUAUUUUACCGUACGUUGUUGGCCUCUUACGCUUAUGAUAAUUGCAAGUUUGACGAUUAUUUGGCUGACUCUGGUUACCGGUCAAGCACUGGGAGGCUGCGAAUGUGAUAAUUAUGACUGCGGAUGUUGUGAGCAUAUUCAGGAGAAAUACGUUCAUCUGAACAAUACAGUAUGCACCAACAUUUCUUAUCUUCCAGCUGAUAUCGGGUUCAUGAUGACCAUCACCUUUGAUUCUUAUGCUGUCUUCAACACUACAGUUUCUGCACGAAAUCCUCCUCCCAUCUGUAUUGGACAAGAUUACAUUAAAGAACUGGAGGCAGACAUUUGCAUAAGAUUCUAUGACUUGGAUGUCAACAAACAUCAUUUCCAUGGCUGCGUAAAAUUCGAUAUUGAGGUUUUCAAGAUAAAAACCGCGAGCUAUGAUCUGGGAUGUUUUGACAUGGGGCCGAAAAAUGCCGAAAGCAGAUUAACGAAGCUGUGGCAUAAUUUGUGGCCUCAAAACAACGAAGUACAAGUUAUUUUAGUAUAACCACUUGAAUCUUUGGACGAGUAUAUUUAUCAUUAGGAUACAUAAAUGUAUUUAAGGUAUAUAUUCAAUUUUCUCACUGUAAUGCAAUAUUUUUUACGUAAAGAGUAAAAAUACAUAUUUUUAAUAAUUAUA